AUAAUGGGAAUAAAACAAACUGGUCCUGGUUAGACCACCAUGUUGUUGAUCGGUUUUGUUGAUUCGUGUUUUACUCCUGCUGCUUUUGUAAAUAGUUACACUAUCAAUCCAAUAAAUCAUCACCAGUUUGUUAACCUUCCUCAGGAUGCUGUCGUACAUGUAACGAAUCUUUAAUAAUAUAGUAAUAACGUGAAAGGGGAUGAGAACGCUUAACAAUCGUGCGUAAACAAAUAAAUGCAAACACGUGAUUUCUUGAGAAUGUUUUUGUUUUUGUUUUUUUUGCAGAUACGUGCAUUAUCAACAAGUCUGGCCGUCAAAACACUUGUUAUGUAGAUGUGUAUAAUAAGACUGAAAAGCCGCUUAGCCCUGAUUCGCUUUGGAUAAAGUGCUCCUGAUCCAUUUUGUAACGCCGGGGCCCUCUGUUGGAAAGCCGGGAAAGCGAUGUGGGAACAGGACGGAAGCCCAACCCCCUCUCCCACAGUAAGCUCCGGAUUUAACAUGGCUUCUGGCUGCGAUCGGGCGUCCACAGAGCAAACCUGAAUGCAUUUCCUUCUCACCUGCGCUUUUUCUUCUGCUUUCUAAGAGAGCCUGAAAAGGACUAGAAAAAGUGGGAAGCAGCCAGGCAAGUUGCCAGCAUGCUAUGAAAUUGUGACUUUGUCCUUGAAGAAGAAGAUGGCUGCAGAGCUCUACCCUGCCAGCAUAAACACCAACCUACCGAACAGUAACAGCACGGCGGUGACACCUGCCAACAAAAAGAGUAUCGUCCAAGUGUCCCAGACAGCGACCACUCUGACCGCCACCGCCGCACAGCAGAACCUCAACAACAACAACGUCGAGACUGCCAGCUGGCAAUCCACUCAUCCCACACUCCGAGAGAGGAACGCUCUGAUGUUUAAUAACGAACUCAUGGCAGAUGUUUAUUUCAUUGUGGGUCGCCCCGGCGAGUCCCAGAAAGUGCCUGCGCACAAGUAUGUCCUGGCAGUGGGGAGUUCUGUGUUUGGUGCCAUGUUUUAUGGGGAUCUCGCUGAGGGCAAAUCUGAGAUUCAUAUUCCCGAUGUGGAGCCUGCUGCUUUUUUAAUCCUGCUGAAAUACCUGUAUAGUGAUGAGAUUGAACUGGAGGCAGACACCGUGCUGGCCACUCUGUAUGCUGCCAAGAAGUAUAUUGUGCCUGCCCUGGCCAAGGCCUGCGUCAACUUUUUGGAGACCAGCCUGGAGGCCAAGAAUGCCUGCGUACUGCUGUCUCAGAGCCGGCUUUUUGAGGAGCCUGAGCUCACACAGCGCUGCUGGGAAGUCAUUGAUGCCCAGGCCGAGCUGGCUCUCCGCUCUGAAGGCUUCUGUGAAAUUGACCUGCAGACCCUGGAGAUCAUUCUGAAGCGGGAGACGCUCAACACCAGGGAGGCUGUGGUCUUCCAGGCUGUCCUGGAAUGGGCCGUGGCCGAGUGCAAAAGACAAGGACUUGGGCCGACAGCUCGAAACAAGAGGGCAGUGCUGGGCAAGGUCCUGUACUUGGUGCGCAUCCCCACUAUGACCCUGCAGGAGUUUGCAGAUGGAGCGGCGCAGUCAGAUGUGCUGACUCUGGAAGAGACUCAUGACAUUUUCCUGUGGUAUACGGCAGCCAAUAAGCCCAAGUUGGACUUUCCGUUGACGCAAAGGAAAGGGCUGACGCCGCAGCGCUGCCACCGGUUCCAGUCCUCAGCUUACCGCAGCAACCAGUGGCGCUACCGUGGACGUUGCGACAGCAUUCAGUUUGCUGUGGACAAGCGAAUCUUCAUCGCUGGGCUAGGCCUGUAUGGCUCCAGUGGCGGAAAGGCCGAGUACAGUGUUAAAAUUGAACUGAAGCGCCAAGGGGUCAUCCUGGCCCAGAAUCUGACUAAGUUUAUUUCAGAUGGUUCUAGCAAUACCUUCUCAGUGUGGUUCGAGCAUCCAGUUCAGGUGGAGCAAGAUGCUUUCUACACAGUCAGUGCGGUGUUGGAUGGUAAUGAGCUCAGCUACUUUGGACAAGAGGGAAUGACAGAAGUGCAGUGUGGGAAAGUGACCUUUCAGUUUCAGUGCUCUUCAGACAGUACGAAUGGCACUGGUGUGCAGGGGGGACAGAUCCCAGAGCUGGUCUUCUACGCAUGAAAGGUGUGAGCACAGCGACACUGAAGUGCAUUCCGCCCACUGUAUUUAGAUGCAAUGAACACAAGGGGGAGUACAGGGUCCCGAGACACUUUUGCCUUCUUUUCAGUGUAGCAGUGGAGGACAGUUAAACGGCAGCCUGUUUAUAAAACAGACUCUUCUCUGACAAAGCUUGAGUGAAAGAAUACUCCUCUGCUUUAUUUAUUGAGAAAAGUAUAUUUGAUUUAAUUAUUGAUGCUGCAGCAUGCAGACAUAUAAAUUAGAUAAAUAAAUAAAUCUAUAUAUUAACAAAGAAAUCGAUGUAUUGCACUCCUGGUGGCAUGUUACCACUAGUGUGUUUUUUUUUUUUUUUUUUUUUGUACAUAACCUGAAUUUAAUUUGUUUACAGCUUGAUGAAAUGUCUUGUAUUAGUGUGCAGCUUACUAAACUGCAGAUCAUAAAUUUUUGUGACUCAAACUGAAGAGUGG
Molecule: messenger RNA, 2585 nt
Organism: Silurus meridionalis
Lineage: Eukaryota; Metazoa; Chordata; Actinopteri; Siluriformes; Siluridae
Gene: btbd6b
Product: BTB (POZ) domain containing 6b
Exons: 5
Coding region: 673-2121 (482 amino acids)
Biological process (GO): neurogenesis
Cellular component (GO): cytosol
Molecular function (GO): protein binding
Source: RefSeq, a predicted model, not a curated record